Messenger RNA from Guyanagaster necrorhizus, 1692 nucleotides. RefSeq lists its product as uncharacterized. The coding region runs from base 374 to 1669 and encodes 431 amino acids. The transcript is spliced from 2 exons. Lineage: Eukaryota; Fungi; Basidiomycota; Agaricomycetes; Agaricales; Physalacriaceae. The record is from RefSeq and is a predicted model, not a curated record.
AUCUAAUACAGAACCGUAGAGGCUCUGCUGACUUGCGGGGCCGACUGCUGGAUAGCGGUUGUCGACUGGACGUAUUUUGUGACGAAAUAAUAGACACGGAAUUAGUCCGCGAUGUGUUGCCUACGAGUAAUCACCAUCGUCAGGCGGCACUAAUUGCUCUUGUUGCUCAGAUUACACCUACGAAACAGACCGCGAUGUUGCCAGACAAAAUGUAAGGCGAGCUCGAAGAGCAACAUGGUAUCCUUGGGGAGCUGGGGAAAAAACUCUACAUCGCCGUCAAAAAUUUACGACGUGGUAACUCCAUCCAAAAGCGCUAAAUCAACGAACUACUUCAACCACCAAGACGGCGUGACACCGAUCCUCGACGGUCGUUAUGGCCUUCGGCGGACGCCAAUCCCUCCUCCGACCGAACUCUAUCAUCGCAUCAUUGCUUCUUUCCAGGCUUGCAUUCGCGACGAGUCCUUGCACGUUCCAGCUCAUGAGGACUCCCUCUCAGAUAUCGACCGAUGAGUUCGAGCGUGAGGAUCCCACCAGGAAUAUUUUGUCGCAACUGCUCAACCGUCCAGUUUUCCAAUUGCUCAACCCCAAGACGGAUUCAGGCUACAUUUUGCAAUUCCAACGUAGAUCUCCCCCCGCGGUAGCGGCUGGUGUCAUAUGCGAAGAAAUGGAAGAAUUAGGUUGGAGCGGCGAAGGUUCCAUUCAAGGCUCUUUCUCGUAUGCUCAGUACUGGACGCAGAAAGACAUCCAAGCUUGUGGCUUAUCUUCUGUUCAUCUCCGUGCUGAUGUAUCACUUCUCCAGCGCGAACAUUUUUUCAAAGCAUGCUGCUACCCUUCGUUCAUUGUCUCCAUUGCAGGACCUUGGAUUGUCAUUCUAGGCGCUGUCUUCCCGACUCCGCCAAUCGUCCAGCGUUUGACCGACUAUCUAUGGCUUGGCAACAGUCGUUCUAAUGACGACCAUGCUCUUCGCCUCGCUCACGUUUUUCAGUCUCUGAGAUUAGCUGUCGACGACCUUGAGAAGUACUACCAGGAGCUUGGACUCUCAGACUCCCAUUCCCUACAGGCCACUCGCUACUUUCCCGACAUAACCGAAUACGACGACAACACGAAAGUCGUCAGAUUCCAAUACCUUCAGCCCCUGGAAAUAGAUGAGUCGUGCAUGACGUUCCUCGCGAAGCUCGACGAGGCGCAUGGAGAGGAACAGGUCGUUGUAAAUUUUGUUGAGCGAUGCGGUGCCGAGGCCCACAGGCUGUUAGCGAGUAAAGGGAAGGCGCCAGCACUAAAGUAUUGCGGUCCGAUUUCCAGUGAUGGCAAGUACUGGUAUGGAUCCCUUCAAAUGGUCGUUAUGGAGUCCCUCCGCGGCCCGACGGUAGCACAGAAGUACGAAGAGAGCAUUGCGGAGACAGUGCGCGAAGCGGUUCGAGGCGCUGUUCGAAUUCUUCACGACCAGUCACUCGUUCAUGGAGAUAUUCGCACGCCAAAUAUUGUGAUCGUUGAUGGUGCGGGAGAUGAAGGGGAGAGGAUGAGGAUCAUCGAUUUUGACUGGGCAGGUGAGCAAGGCAAAGUAAGAUAUCCGCUGCAUCUCAGCAACUAUAUACGGAACACACUGGGAGUCAAAGACUGUGAUAUUAUUACAUUUCAGCAUGACAUGACGAUGGUGGAUGCGUUAUAGUCAUUUCUGCAUGUUGUUUAUUG